Messenger RNA from Branchiostoma belcheri (Belcher's lancelet), 858 nucleotides. RefSeq names its product mycophenolic acid acyl-glucuronide esterase, mitochondrial-like. Gene Ontology annotation, cellular component: mitochondrion. The record is from RefSeq and is a predicted model, not a curated record. Gene Ontology annotation, molecular function: hydrolase activity, hydrolyzing O-glycosyl compounds; palmitoyl-(protein) hydrolase activity. Lineage: Eukaryota; Metazoa; Chordata; Leptocardii; Amphioxiformes; Branchiostomatidae. The transcript is spliced from 7 exons. Gene Ontology annotation, biological process: protein depalmitoylation. The coding region runs from base 1 to 858 and encodes 285 amino acids.
AUGGCGCUAACAGCUAGAAAUAAAAUUUCUCUCCUGCGAUUUCCAAGUUUUCCAGGUUUGUCCAGAAGACUGUCCACCUCCCCUCACCUGUCCUCAGGUGUGCAGUACCUGACCCGGGGUCGCGACCCCGACCUCGCCUACUGCAGUACCCCGGGAAGGAGCCCGGGCGUGAUCUUCUUCCCGGGGUUCCUCUCCAACAUGGACGGUACCAAAGCGCUGGCACUGGAGGGGUACUGUAGGGCUGCUGGGCUGGCGUACACUAGGUUUGACUACCGAGGCAUGGGCCAGUCUCAGGGCUCCAUAGAAAACUGUUCUAUCUCCACAUGGAAACAGGACUGUCUGGAUGUGCUGGACCAGGUCACCACAGGAAAACAGAUCAUUGUUGGCUCCAGUAUGGGCGGCUGGCUCAUGCUGCUGAUCGCCAUGAACCGGCCCGAGAGAAUCCACGCGCUGGUCGGCAUAGCAACGGCCGCAGACUUCGUCAAGAAGCACUGGGAACAGGCGCCAAUCAUCGUGCAGAACCAGUGGAAGGAACAGGGCGUGUACACCUUCCCGUCCGACUAUACUGACACCGGGACCGUCUCCCUCGGUUACAACUGGAUACAGGACAGCCUGCCCUACUGCAUCCUGGGAACAAGACUGCCCAUCUCGUGCCCGGUGCGUCUGAUCCACGGGCUUCGCGACGCGGAUGUCCCGUACCAGACCUCGGCGCAGAUUCUGGAGGAGCUGGACGCUAAAGAUGUGGACCUGAUCCUGCGGAAGAGCGGCGAACACCGCAUGAGCGAACCGGAGGACCUGGAGCUGAUCAUUGACACGGUGGACAAACUGGUCAACACCUUGGGGGAGGGGGGAAACUGA